Messenger RNA from Zygosaccharomyces rouxii, 2397 nucleotides. RefSeq names its product transcription regulator GCR1 (gene GCR1). The record is from RefSeq and is a predicted model, not a curated record. The transcript has a single exon. Gene Ontology annotation, biological process: positive regulation of ribosomal protein gene transcription by RNA polymerase II. Gene Ontology annotation, molecular function: RNA polymerase II cis-regulatory region sequence-specific DNA binding; DNA-binding transcription factor activity, RNA polymerase II-specific. Bases 1 to 2397 code for a protein of 798 amino acids. Lineage: Eukaryota; Fungi; Ascomycota; Saccharomycetes; Saccharomycetales; Saccharomycetaceae.
AUGAACUUGGAUCCAUUCGAUAGAAAUAGAAUUUCUAGUAGUAAUAGAAAUGCUUCGUCACCAUCAUCUUCCUCUUCACAAGCUAUACCGCUUUUCCCGCUAAAUAAUAUCAGUAAUGCUAACGAUGACUUGUAUCACGUACUGAAUUCACAGGACCAACAGGCAAGGAUCAGUAGCACGAAUAUCUCGUCAAAUUUUUAUUUGAUAACCCAGUACAUUCUGCAGGCGUAUUUCAAAGUUUCAUUCACAGAAUUGAGGUCAUUGAAACUAGUUGAUUUGAUUGUCGAUCAGACAUAUGCCGAAAGUUUAACACUCCGAAAAUUGAAUGAAGGUGCCAGCGUUAGAUCGUAUGAAUACUUUAAUACAGUACCGAGGCAGGAAGAUAUAACCAGAUGUCCGAUUUUUGCAUUAGCUACAUACUUUGUCAUCCGUUGGUCACACCCGAAUCCACCUAUCAGUGUUGAAAAUUUCGACCGUAUACCUCUGUUAGACCCAACGACGAUUACUUGGAAUAAGGGUUUCCAGGAACUAAAUCAUACGAAGGAAGGUUACAAAGUUUCCAGGUCAGUUUCGUUUGAACCGGCAAAUGAGUUGGCAGAUAUUAUUUUCCCCUGGCUACCUUCUUUAAGACAAGAUAUGGAAAUUAUGGACAGAAGCAAUUACAAACUGCAUUCCUUCCUGGAACUGUUCGAGUUUAUGGCCAGGACGAUAGUGCAGGAUUUGAAAUAUCUACAGUUAAACUCGGGAUUGCUGCCGAAUAUUGUUACGUUUGUUGCGAAAUUCAUCCCGGAUCUUUUCCAACACCCGAAGUUUCAAAAGGCGAAGCCUGUAUUCAAUGAACGUGGUGGUGAUGAUGAGGACUCUCAUUUUUUGCAGCUUUCCAAGAGACUUACAACGGAGAAUGUUAGGCUGGCGCAACAGAUUACGCAGUUGAAAACUGAUCUCAGCAAUGUGCAGUACAUGUGUGAUCAGAUUUUAAAACUGCAGCAGCAGCAAUUGGUGAAUAAUGAUCGGAAUUAUCGCCAGAACAACAACAACAACAACAACGGGGUUAUUGUGAUCGAUAAGAAUUCUGUUAACUCCUCCAUAUGGAAUAAUCUGGCUCAGAACACCGCAGCAGUUAGCGCUUCCGGCGGUAACAACAGCACCAGUAAUAACGAAGAGCCGCAAGAGAGUUCAAAUUUGGCCCCCAUGUUAGCGUCAUUCCCGCUGGUAAACCCGGAGGUUAACAGGAAGAGAAAAUUGCCGCCCCCGCAGCCUGGCUUGUCACCUUUUCUGCCUUCCCCAGGCCCGGUAUUACCAACGGUGGCAGAAUCACCAUACACGAAGAGACUUCGCAUUGAUGAUAAACGCACACCUUCUCAGAGUGCAUUAGAUUUACUUCUGUCAAAGACAGCGUCGAGCCCGAGAUUUCCUUCUCUGCCCAACAAUCAUGUUGCCAAAAUGCCUUCGCGUUAUUCGAGCCCAACUGCAUUUGCUAUGACUGGUUCACCAAGCGCAGUUUUGCCGCCAAACCCCGUGUCUUUGGCGCCUCGAACAACACAACCAGAAGCUCAUUCACAACCGAGAAACAUUUCCGGUCCAAUUGUGCAAAAUAGUCCGACAAUAACCGCAGCUACAGCUGCGCGGGCGGCACCAGCCACAGUCUCAGCAAUUGAUAAUGCGUCAUCGAAAAAUCCCAACACCAACAGUUUGCCAAAUACUCCCAUAGUGAACAAUGGAGCCGAUGAACCCAAUGAGGAAGCGGAGGAAGAUGCUAGUGAAGAGGAUGGUCGUGACGACGAAAACGAUGAUUCAAAGGCAUUGAGUCCUAAAUCAUCAGAAGCAAGACCGCGGCCAGUAUCUUCUCAACAGGUACCUUCAAGCAAUCCAGAUAACACUAGUAGCGGUCCCAACAACAAGCAAAAUAGACCCAUGGAGAAGCUGGGACCCAAUAGGCACAUCAAGUACAAACUGUCUCGAGACAAUAAAACUAUUUGGGACCUUUAUACGGAAUGGUAUAUUGGACUCAAUGGGCAAUCAUCCAUUAAAAGCUUGAUUGAAACGUAUGGGUUGAGACGUUGGAAAGUGAGUGACGAUUCCCAUUUUUUUCCGACAAGAAGAAUUAUUAUGGAUUAUAUCGAAAUGGAAUGUGAUAGAGGUAUCAAAUUGGGCAGGUUUACAAAUCCCGAUCAACCGAGGGAAGAUAUCAGGAAAAUAAUUGUUGGUGAUUUAGAAAAAUUUAGGAUUAACAAUGGGCUAACGUUAAAUUCCCUUUCGAUGUAUUUCAAAAAUUUAACAAGAGAGAAUAAGGAAAUAUGCAUUUUCGAAAAUUUUAAGAAUUGGUCGGUGAGAGCUAUGACGGAGGAAGAGAAGAACAAAUAUUGUAAAAGGCAGCAUACGAAAGAAACCCUUUGA